CCGCAAGCCGAAACUUCAGUUUAGUUUACUAGCGGUCCUCGAGUUGUAGCCUCUGCCGCAGCCGGCACACGGAAACGCUCGUAGCCGUCGAAAAAUAGAAAGAAACGAAACGCAAAAGGAAAAAUAAAGCAGAGUCCGUGCGAGUCGCGAAGCGAUGACGUGAAGCGGCUGCGGCGACAGAGGAAAACAAGAAUCGCGAAUCCGAGAGGAAGAGUCGCAUUUUCAUUUCGAAACGUUCGUUUUUCGUACCGAAUCUAUUCCUUUUCACUGCGGAGAAUUCAGGCGGCACGUAGAACGAAUUUAUUACGAUUUUAAUAUGCGUUUAUAAGAAGAUUUAUCGAGGGAAGCUGUGAACAGACAAAUCGGUCGAGAGGAUAGAGGACUGAGAAUCGAGAAGGACGAGACGGCGAGGGAGACGCAAGGAUGAGAUACAAGGUGAAUGACCCGGAGGCCAAUGAGAGAGACACAGUUGAGAAUGCGAAAACAAAUGGCGACGUCUCCUGGAAUUACAAUCAGCGUGAUGAGAAGAAGUCAAGCGGAAAAGAAAUGCGACUCGUAAUUGUCGUCGGACUAUUAGCGGUGACCGUCAUCGCUCUUAUCGUAGCAUUGACUUUGCAGAUGGCAGUAUUUCGCAGAGAAGAGUACAAGGAGAUGUGUCAGAGCGAAGAAUGCAUUAAAACAGCGGCACGAGUGAUAGGCGCGAUGAACAGAUCCGUAGAUCCUUGCAAUGAUUUCUACAAUUUUGCCUGCGGCGGCUGGAUCAGCAAGCAUCCGAUUCCUCAAAGUCAGAGUUUCUGGGAUCAGCUGACUUUGCUCAGGGAGGAGCUUUUGAAAAAUUUAAGAAUUUUACUGGAGGAGCCAGAUAAGGAAACGGAUCUCAGACCAGUGAAGAUGGCAAGAGCUCUUUAUAGAACCUGCAUGGAUGUUGCGAGUGUCGAGGCUUUGGGAUUGGAACCGAUCUUCGAAGUACUCGAUAGCCUAGGUUUGCCGAAAGAUCCGCCAUUGCAGGGUAAAGUACCCUCGCUGGACGUGUCGAGACUGGCAGGUAUAGCGCAGCGAACGUUGGGCUUAAAUCUCUUUAUUAAUUUUUACAUCAGCGAGGACGUUAAGGACACCACGAGGAAUCGAAUGAUGAUGGAGCAAGUAUCCCCCGGAUUUAGUGAGCGUUACUUGUUAGAUCCACGGCGUUUUCAAUCGGAAUUAACGGCGUAUAAAAGAUACAUAACGUCUAUGGUCGAAGUAGCGGGAGCUGGUAAUAUGAGUGCGAAUUACGCUAAUGAGAUUUUAGAGUUUGGCACAAAACUCGCCAAAAUCAUGGCCACGAAUGAAGAAAGACGCAGCUCGGAUCAUCUCCUUCACGACGUGACGAUCGAUGAGCUGCAACAACUCACCGAUCUACACGCGCAACAGUGGAACUGGACAAAAUACGUGAAGGCCGUGUUCGAGAAUACGAACGUCACGAUAAAUCCGUCCAUGGAUCGAGUUAUCGUCGUGGACCUGCAAUAUUUGCAGAAAUUGCCGAUGCUGCUCUCUAAAACACCACCCGCCACGAUAGGUACGUUCAAUUUUGGCACCCUCGUCAAACUGAACGCGAUUACCACUUGGCAUAAUACGCUACAUUCAACUUGCAUCCUAUAUCGUUGCUUUUCCACUUAUGUCCACUUUGUUGUGCAAGAGAAGAGAGAGAGAGAGAGAGCUCUAAUAAACUCUAAUAUUACGCAUUGCAGGUCCAUCAAUUACGGCGCUAUGGGGGCGAUUAUGGGCCACGAGCUUACGCACGGUUUCGACGACCAAGGUCGCCGGUACGACGAGAACGGCAAUCUCCGGCAGUGGUGGAGCGACGAGACGUUGCGACACUAUCACGAGAAAGUGCAGUGUAUGAUCGAGCAGUACAGCAGUUAUCAUUUGCCAGAGCUGGGUGAUAAUUUCACGGUGAACGGCAUCAACACUCAAGGUGAAAAUAUCGCCGACAAUGGCGGCAUCAGGGAAGCUUACAGGGCGUACCAGAGGCUGAUUACGCGCAACCCGUAUCAGCAAGCUCUUCCUGGUCUCGUUGAUUAUAGUAACGAACAACUAUUCUUCUUAGGUUUCGCUCAGGUCUGGUGCGGUAAUUACACAAAUGGAGCGUUGAAAUCCAAAGUGAUAGAAGGCGAGCACGCGCCGAAUCACUUCCGAGUUAUUGGAACGCUGUCGAACAACGCAGAGUUUGCAAAGGCCUGGAAGUGCCCGCUCGGCAGUCCAAUGAACCCACCACAUAAAUGCAUCUUGUGGUAGACGAUUCUUCUCGCGUUAUAAUGACGCCCAGAAACUGUUAUCUCGUCCAGACCUAAUCUAGUGACAGAAGAAGACACGUUGCAGUGAUAAGUCUAAGAAAUUGUAAAUAGACUGAUUUAUAAUUAUAGGAACUAGUGUAUAAUUUAUUAAG
Pogonomyrmex barbatus (red harvester ant) is the source of this 2425-nucleotide messenger RNA. RefSeq names its product neprilysin-11. Gene Ontology annotation, molecular function: metalloendopeptidase activity. NCBI's taxonomy places the organism in Eukaryota, Metazoa, Arthropoda, Insecta, Hymenoptera, Formicidae. Gene Ontology annotation, cellular component: plasma membrane. Gene Ontology annotation, biological process: protein processing. The record is from RefSeq and is a predicted model, not a curated record.